GCUCCCGCCAUGGGCCCGCGGGAGCCGCCGCCGCUCCCGCUGCUGCCGCCGGGGCAGCGCCCGCGCCCGGCCCGGUGGUACCGGCUGUCGCCGCGCGGUGACCGGCCCCGCGGCCGGGUGGGCCACGGCUGCCUCUUCGUGCCGGGCGGCGGGGCCGGCCGCCUCCUGCUGCUGGGCGGCGCGGACCCCGCCGGCGCCUUCGCGGACGCGCAUUUCGUGGAGCUGGGCGCACACCGCUGGGCUGCGGCUGGCUGGAGCGGGCUGCGGCCGCGCUACGAACACGCCACGUUCCUGCCCGCCGCCGCCCCGCCGCGCCUCUGGGUGUUCGGCGGCGCCCACCCGGCCGGCAACCGGAGCUGCGUCCAGGUGCUGGACCUGGAAAUAGGAACCUGGGAGAGUCCUGAAGUGCGUGGUGUGCAGCCACUACCUAGGACGUUUCACACCUCCUCAGCAGCUAUAGGAGACUGUCUGUAUGUGUUUGGAGGGGGAGAUAAAGGAGCAGAACCAGUCAGAGACCAGCAGCUUCACGUGUUCGACACAGCCACCUUGACCUGGUCCCAGCCAGAUACUCACGGUGAUCCUCCUUCUCCUCGGCACGGACACGUCGUGGUUGCCGUUGGGACCAAACUCUUCAUCCAUGGAGGUUUAGCUGGUGAUAUUUUUUACAAUGAUCUGUUCUGCAUUGAUAUAAACGACCUGAGAUGGGUUAAGAUACCAGCCACCGGUGACAUCCCGGGAGGACGGGCAUCCCACUCAUCCGCUGUGUUUAAAGACCACUUGUACAUUUUUGGUGGCAUAGGGCCCGAGGGGGCACUGGAUACCACGUACAAGUAUGACACAGGGAAGCAGCAGUGGACGCUGGUGCAGUUUGCUUCCCCUCUGCCUGCGGCGAGGCUGGACCACGCCAUGUGCGUCGUUCCCUGGCAGACUGGCACGAGCGGAGCCGCGGGAGCUGGGACGGAGUCGGCUGUGUCAGCAGGUGACAGAGCUGACCCCCUCCCGAAGAGCCAGGAGGAAGAGGAGGGGUGUGCCGAGGACACAACGGUGCAUCUACUGUUAAUAUUCGGGGGGAUGGACACCGAGGGGGAAAUCUACAGGGACUGCGUUGUCAGCCUCAUCGAAUAGCAGAGCCGCUGCCCUGCGCAGCACCGGCCUUUGCUAGUUUUUGUAGAGCUGCCACAUUCCUUCUUCUUCCCAAUAAACAAAUCCUCACCCUCCCAGGGCAGCGCUGUGCUCAGGCACCCCUGGGGCGCACUGGCAGUGCCCACUGGAACAGGGGAACCAGGAGGGGUUUGUGCUGGGAGAGCGAAACACCCAGCUGCACAGCCACAGCCGGGCAACAGCUUCUUGAGGGGAGAAUUUGAAUUUUAGCUUUCACUACUUUGAAAAGGAGGGAAAACUAAAAAAAAAAUUGUUGCCCACAGCAGGGAAAAGGUGAAAUGCAGAGUGGUUUUAAGGAGGUAUUGGAUACAAAAUCUCCUUCUGUACUCAGAGAGGGAAUUGAAUUAAUCCCAUGGAUUCAAUAAGGACCACAGUUAAAUAAAAAGACUGAGUUCCCA
Messenger RNA from Tyto alba (common barn owl), 1559 nucleotides. RefSeq names its product Rab9 effector protein with kelch motifs (gene RABEPK). Lineage: Eukaryota; Metazoa; Chordata; Aves; Strigiformes; Tytonidae. The coding region runs from base 10 to 1125 and encodes 371 amino acids. Gene Ontology annotation, molecular function: protein binding. The transcript is spliced from 7 exons. The record is from RefSeq and is a predicted model, not a curated record.